AUGUACGAGCAGGCGCUGUCGAGCUCCUCUGUGUUUGUUGGAGGCCUAACGCCGCCUCAGCAAACUGACGUGUUCCUGGCGCACCGCAACAGCGCGGGUGCUUCGCCGGAGUACAAGGCGCUUCGCGCAGCGUUGUGCGGUUUGAGUCGCUCAUCGCUGCGUGGAGCCGGUGACCUCCACAGCGGUGUCGAUAGCGGUGGUGGUAGUGGGAGUGGUGGUGGUGGUGGUGCAAUUUCAGUCGCUGCGGCCCGCCAUUUUCUUCGUGUGUCGCACUUCGAUGGGUGUGGCGUGUCAGCCAUCCCCACACCGCCUGUGCCGACCGACCUGAUGUUCACCGCUCUGACGCAGCGCAGGCAGUGUUAG
Messenger RNA from Trypanosoma grayi, 363 nucleotides. RefSeq lists its product as hypothetical. NCBI's taxonomy places the organism in Eukaryota, Euglenozoa, Kinetoplastea, Trypanosomatida, Trypanosomatidae. The transcript has a single exon. The record is from RefSeq and is a predicted model, not a curated record. The coding region runs from base 1 to 363 and encodes 120 amino acids.